GUCCCACACUUCGCCCUCUCUUCUCCACGAAAAAAGCGCACUUAAUGUAAUAACAACUCUCCAUGCGCUUCUCUGACGCUUAUGUUGUUUUUAUGCACGUUUGCAAUCUGCUAUCGGCAGAUAUUAUCUGCAGGCUGAUGGUGUUAGUGCGGCGGUGGCCGAACACAGCGAACUGUGAAAAGGAGGAGAAAGACAGGCAAGAGGAAAAACUCUGGCAGCGACGUUUUGGAGUUGGAGUUGCAGCGUGAAAAAAGUCCCAGGCAACUCCAGAGGCACAUCUGCAACCUAGGAAGAGAGGAAGAAGAAAGAAGAAAACUCAUUUUUUCUCUGAGGAGAAGAUAAAAAAAGGUCAAGAUUUAAAGGAGAAUUCACCCAUAAAGACCUAUCCUGUCUCCAUGAGGUGCUGAGGAAUGAGCAAUCGCCAUGGAAACCCAGUCCCAGGCCAAUUCUACAGCUGAGAAGAAGAAGAGGGUGGAGACCAUCGUGGCAACCAAGGGCUCGUCAGCACGCAGCGACAUCAGCGAGAAGGCCGUGGCCUCCAGCACCACCUCGAACGAGGAUGAGAGUUCGGGCACGCCAUACCACCGCGAGAGGCGCAACGCCAUCAGCUCUCAGGCCCCUACGCCCGGCGCCCCCGACAGGAAGCUGAGCGAGGAGCCCUCCACCUCCACGGAGGAGCGCCCCUCCCUGGUGAAGAAAGAGCUGCACGGCUCCCUGCCCCACCUGGCUGACCAUGCCCUGCCCUACCGAGGCACGCUGUUCGCCAUGGACCCCCGCAACGGCUACCUAGACUCACACUAUCCUCCGCCACAGUUCUUCCCCACGUUCCAUCCCCCGGUGCCCAUCGAUGAUCGACAUGCCCAGGGACGCUACAUCUACGAACCUUCCCCGGUGCCCCCGCUUCAUGUGCCUCCUGCUCUGGCAGGCAGUCCGGCCUUCUCCGAUAUCUCCCUCAUCCGGAUCUCGCCCCAGCGGAACCCCUCUGUGGGGGCGGAGUCGCCCUUUCACCAUCCGCACCCCUACAUCAACCCAUACAUGGACUACAUCCGCUCCCUGCACAGCAGCCCCUCCAUCUCUGUGCUCUCAGCAGCCCGGGGCCUCAGCCCUGCAGAUGCUCCACACACAGGGCUGACUACAGCGGACUACUACCACCAGAUGGCCCUGCUGGCGGGCCACCGCAGCCCCUACACUACUGACCUGCUCCCCUCCGUGGCGUCCACGGCUGGUGCCGGCAGCAGCGCCCUGCACAUGGAGUACCUGCAGGCUAUGGAGAGCUCUCGUUUCCCCAGCCCCAGACUGCCAUCGCGGCCCAGCCGGAAGCGUCCGCUGCCCAUCUCGCCGCUGUCAGAGCACAGCUUUGACCUGCAGACCAUGAUCCGCACCUCUCCCAACUCCCUUGUCACCAUCCUCAACAACUCCCGCUCCAGCUCCUCCACCAGCGGCUCCUAUGGACACCUGUCAGCUGGGGCCAUCAGCCCGGCGCUAAGCUUCGCCUACCCUCCGACCCCGGUGGCUUUGCAGAUGCACCAGCAGCUGAUGGGCCGCCAGCCGGGCAUCGUGGGCUCUGCGUUCGGCCACAGUCCGCCGCUCAUCCACCCGACGCCAGCCUUCGCCACCCAGAGGCCCGUACCCGGCAUCCCCCCCUCUGGGCUCAGCGCCAGCGAGCGCUCGGCAGUCUCCAAUGACUCCUCACAGACCAAACCAACGAGUGAAUCCGCGGUGAGCAGCACGGGCGACCCGAUGCACCACAAACGCUCCAAACUGAAACCAGAGGAGGAGCUGCCCAGUCCCGGGGCGGUGAGCGUACAGGACCAUCCUGAUGGGAUGACCCUGGUGAAGGAGGAGGGCGACAAGGACGAGAGCAAGCAGGAGCCGGAGGUGGUGUACGAGACAAACUGCCACUGGGAGAGCUGUUGCCGUGAGUUCGACACGCAGGAGCAGCUAGUGCAUCACAUAAACAAUGACCACAUCCACGGGGAGAAGAAGGAGUUUGUGUGUCGGUGGGACGAGUGCUCGCGGGAGCAGAAGCCCUUCAAGGCCCAGUACAUGCUGGUGGUCCACAUGCGCAGGCAUACUGGGGAGAAACCACACAAGUGCACAUUUGAGGGCUGUACCAAGGCUUACUCCCGUCUGGAAAACCUGAAGACUCACCUCCGCUCCCACACUGGAGAGAAACCAUAUGUGUGUGAACACGAAGGCUGCAACAAGGCCUUUUCCAACGCCUCGGACCGGGCGAAACAUCAGAAUCGCACACACUCAAAUGAGAAACCGUACGUGUGUAAAAUCCCAGGCUGUACCAAGCGCUACACGGACCCCAGCUCCCUACGCAAGCACGUCAAGACCGUGCACGGGCCCGAGGCACACGUCACCAAGAAGCAGCGUGGCGAUUACCCGCGUCCUCCACCCCAACCCCGAGAGCCCGGGAGCAACAGCCAGGGCCGGUCGCCAGGGCAGCUGCCCCUCGGCGGGUUCACGGACCAAAGGGAGUACAACCAUGCUACCUCAAAACAGGAUGAAUGUCUGCAGGUCAAGUCCAUCAAGUCGGAGAAGCCCAUGACGUCUCAGCCAAGCCCUGGCGGUCAGUCUACAUGCAGCAGUGACCAGUCCCCCGUCAGCACCUAUCCCAGCAGUGGAGUCCAGCUUGCUGUGAGCGCCGGACGCUCGCCAGGGGAGGGGCUGGAGGAGGAUGAGGAGGAAGAAGAGAACGAAGAGGAGGCGGAGGAGGAGUGCGAGGGUGAGCCAGCCCCCAUCAUGGACUCAACGGUCUCCACGGCGACAGCGGCCAUGCUGACCCUGCAGGCGAGGCGAAGUGUUGGCCGUCCCCUGCGCUGGAUGGAGCACAUCAAGAUGGAGAGGCUGAAGCAGGUGAACGGAGCGCUGCCCAGGUUGGGGCCCCUGUCCCCGACACCGCCACCCAAAGGUUCCACGCUACCCAGCAUCCUGGGGAAGGGAUCCUGUCUGGGCAGGCCAUGGGGAGUGUCUGCUUCUCAGCCUCCUCCUCAUCCCGACCUGGGCAGCACAGAACUGACAGUGCUCAAUUUGCUCCGUGAUCGCCGCGACAGCAGUGGUAGCGCCACCAGCUCUGCCUACCUGAGUAGCAGCCGGCGAUCCUCUGGCAUCUCACCCUGUUUCUCCAGCCGCCGCUCCAGCCAGGCUUCCCAAAGUGAGGGCGUGGCAGCAGCUGCCCUCCAUCGCCGCCUCCACAACCUUAGCUCCACCGACUCUUAUGAUCCCAUCUCCACUGAUGCCUCCCGACGCUCCAGUGAGGCCAGCCAGUGUGGGGGAGGUGGAGGAGGCGGGGGUGGAGGGGUGCUUUCAGGUGGGGGCUGGGGAAGUGUAGGGGCAGGAGGUAAAGGAGGAGGGGGAGGAUCAGGGGGGAUGCUCAAUCUCACCCCAGCACAGCACUACCACCUGAAAGCCAAGUAUGCUGCGGCAACUGGUGGUCCACCCCCAACACCUCUACCUAACAUGGAGUGCAUGAGCUUGAAGACUCGCAUGGCCAUGAUGGAUGAUGGUCAGGGUGGAGGCAACCACUCACUGCCGCCUUUAGUCAGGCCACGACGCUGCAGUGAUGGCACCAAUGGGUACAGCAGUGGGUAUAUGGGACAGACAGGUUACCGGAGAAGGGUCUUCUAUCCUGGCGAGGGUCCAGGGAAUGGCGAUCGGCGGGCCAGUGAUCCAGUGCGGACGCAGGCUCCUGACACAUUUGGCCUGCCCCAAGUGCAGCGCUUCAACAGCCUUAACAACCUCCACCCUCUUCCGCCUCUGUCUGGGAUCCAGCACCCUACAGCUGAAAGCUGCAGCUUUAGCCUGCAGAACUAUACACGCUCAGAUGGCAACUUGCAGAGAGGUGUACAGCACUUGCCAUGCACCCCCAGCAUCACAGAACACUCAGCCUUAGAAGCCCUGGCCAUGGAGGAGGAGGGGGAGGCUGGUCUGCUGCUAGGGGAUGAGGACAUGCUACCAGAUGAUGUGGUGCAGUACCUCCACUCUCAGGCCCAAGGGGAGGUAGUUUCCUACAACCACAUCGAGGACCAAGCAGCUCCCAGCCAAAGGGACAUCUCCCACCCAUCUUUAGGGGAGAUAGAGCAGAUCCAAGGCUCAGGGCUGAACCUGGCCUUCCCUGGACCCCAAAACCUCCAGCAGCAGAUAGCAGAACGACACAGCCCCAGCAAGCUGCCCAUCCAAUGGAAUGAGGUCAGCUCUGGGAGUGCUGAGAGAUCUCCUCCGAGGGAACAGAACUACCAGAGACAGUGUGGGAGGUGGCAGGGGUCAGAACAUGGAGUCACAUCUGCUCCCUUUGGCAGGUUCGGGAACAUGGUGGUGCAUCAGCCAGGGCGGCUGUCUCGAGACUUCACAAACAGCUGCGCACAGGCUAACCAGUCUCAGGCUGCUUGCAGAGUCAAUCCAGGGGUGAAACUAGAGACAUCCACUAAUUCCUGCAUGGAGAUGAGAGGGAAUGGUCUCAACACCAACUUUGGCAGGGCUGACUUCUCUCAGAUCACCAUUGGGCCUCUUCCUCAAGGGUACAGACAGCAGGCCUCCAGUGGACCUCAGAACCAGAACCACAACAGCAGCACCUCUUGCCAGAUAAGGAGCAACCUACUCCUGAGCAGGGCCCCCAUGGAUAGCCUCUCCCAGGGUCCUGCUCAUCAUCACAAUCCCCAGGCCUCUGCUUCUCACCCACCAGUCAACAGCAGCUAUAGGAACCUGGCCAGGACCCAGCAGUACCUCAAUCCGGAGAGCACCAAUGACAUCCAGGCCAGCCUCAACCAGCCACAACAAUUGCAGAGGAGUGGGGCCCACUGUUCCCUGGCUCACCAAGUGUCUGGGCUGAAACUGGAGGCCCCAGACCAUGGUUACUUAGAACAGGGCUUCAGUGACCCCCUCUGCUUUGAGCCAGUGGAAUCCAAGGCCUCCUCCUUCCCUGUCCUGGAGGACCAGUGUUUGCUGGACUCCAUGGCUGAGUCUGUGGGACAAGGUGGUAGCGGGGACUCUGCCACCCUCCUCUCUCCUGGUGCAGACCAGGUGACCAGCACAGUGGACAGCAGUGUGCCAAGUGUGUUGGACGAGGUGGUGAGUCUGGACUUUGGUGCCAUGCUGGAAGAUGGCUACGACCAGGGUAGCCUUGUGUCAGGGGUGUUAAGUCCCUCCAUCUUCCAGGGUCUGUCUAGGACCUCAUCUCGACUGACCACUCCUCGAGCAUCCACUACCUUCCACAGUGUGGCCCCUGGCCUCAACAAUAUGGCCAUUGGAGACAUGAGCUCUCUCCUCACCACCCUUGCAGAGGAGAGCAAGUUCCUGGCUAUCAUGCAGUAGCUGCUCUCUUUCUGCUCUCUCCUCCCUUAGAAAUGAAAAAGAAACUCUGGUGUAUGUGAAGAACUGAUAAAAAAGGAUAGAAAUUGUUAACACUUAGAAAGUGGCAAUUAUGAGGAAUUUAUUAUGUACUUAAAACAAAGUGUUCUGGAAGAGAUAGUUGCCAAACAGAUUUAUUUUGUAAAACUGUCAUCCCAUGCAGAAAAGGGAUGUGUCAAAAAUAUGUAUAGAUAAAUAGGUAUAUUCCUUUUCUGGAAUGAAGGCUAUUUUUUGAGGCCCUUCUCUUUGUAUUACUAUGUGAUGGUGAGCAAAAGUUCACUUCUUUGAAACAGUAUUCUGUGUAUUGUCACUGUUUUUGAUGUACACACUGUUGGUAUAAAUGCAUGUAUUCAAGGUAAAGCAUAAACACUGUCUUAAGUACAUAGACUAGCCCAUGUGCCAAGUAUCGUUUUGAGUAGCGUUUUGAUCCCAUAGGUACAAAGCCUCUAAUUCCAUGCUCCUUCCAGCAGGUCAGAAAUGGGUCACUUAACUUGAGGCCCUGAGGAUAACUUUAUAUAUCAUAGUUUUUGAUAAGUGGUAUAUUUACAUAUAUUGUCAUUUUGUUUGUAUGUUAAUUUUGCGAAUCUGUAAAUCUGUUUCAGUGCUUCUACCAAGUCUUACCAAGUGGUGUUUUUGUCAAGAGUAUCCCAGUAUGGUAUUGAGUCCAAAAUAAAAGGACAACACAUCAGUCUUAGAAUUCACAAACACCAUAAAUAGUCUUCUAGUUGCUAUCUAAAUGGCUUGAUUUAGUUUGUCUGGUAAGGUACUCACAGGUGUAUAUAACGUGCUUUUAUAUUCUGUUAGUGGUAAUCUGAUUUUUGACGCUGGAUUGCACGGUUGUUUGAAGCUGAUGUGAAAUGGACAUUUUUAACUUGACGAAAAAGGGUCCCAUUUGGUGCUUUAUGUAUGCUUAUACAAAUAGAUAUUUCAGUGCUUCAUGUUUUCAAUCUGUCUUACUGACCAACAGUGGUCCAUAGCACAUGAAUUUCCCUCUCAUAAUGAUAUAUGCUAUAAGAUGAUGUGUUUUAUUUUAUAGGAAAUCAUCAAUAUAAUUUUCUCCAAAGCUCUUUAAUUGAGAAUGUGUACUGCCACCAAGUAUUGCAGUGACUUUGUCAACAGUGUUAGUAUUGCCUUGCAGUCCUAUGUGACUGCACACAGAAUAUUGUGUAGUUUACCUAGUAUUCAGCGUCAAAGCAAUGGUACAAAUUGUUUUGUUGUUUUUUGGUACUUUUGUCAUUUUUGUAGCUGUGCAUUGAUGGUGUUUUGUUUUGAAAGAAGUAGAAAUUAUUUCCUUUGAAAGGAGGGAAUUACUUUGAGGUAUGUGCCUUAUAUCUGCCUGUCAGAAAAUAGAAAGAUCACUGCCAAUCUUCCAUUGUGAAUUAUGAAAAAAACAAAAACAAAAUAAAAAAUAAACAUGUAAAGUGUCUUGUGAGACCUGGAAAAUAAAAAUGACAGAACAUUUAUAUGAGCAAAGUCUGAAUAUCAGAAAAGUCAAGAUUUGCAGAGCGCAUUCUACUUUUCUUUGGUUGUUUUUAGUUUUUUUUUUUUUUUAGUUUUCACAUUUAUUGUCCACUUUUAUAUAUAAAUGUGUAAAUACAUUACUCUUUCUGUAGAUUUAGCAGAGAUAUGAGGAGGAUCCUUUGGCCAAUAAAGAACUGACUUUGAAAGCAGGGAUUCCCAGGCCCUGGGCAGAGGCCAGGCAGAUCUGGCUCAGAGUGGAGCUUGAAGUGCCCAGCACUGCCCCUCUGCCAGAAGAGACACUUUGCUCUUUUAUAACU
Molecule: messenger RNA, 7133 nt
Organism: Myripristis murdjan (pinecone soldierfish)
Lineage: Eukaryota; Metazoa; Chordata; Actinopteri; Holocentriformes; Holocentridae
Gene: gli3
Product: GLI family zinc finger 3
Exons: 15
Coding region: 424-5319 (1631 amino acids)
Biological process (GO): smoothened signaling pathway; regulation of transcription by RNA polymerase II
Cellular component (GO): nucleus
Molecular function (GO): RNA polymerase II cis-regulatory region sequence-specific DNA binding; DNA-binding transcription factor activity, RNA polymerase II-specific
Source: RefSeq, a predicted model, not a curated record